Molecule: messenger RNA, 1152 nt
Organism: Tetrahymena thermophila SB210
Lineage: Eukaryota; Ciliophora; Oligohymenophorea; Hymenostomatida; Tetrahymenidae
Product: transmembrane protein, putative
Exons: 3
Source: RefSeq, a predicted model, not a curated record
AUGGUUAUUAUACUUGUAAGUAGAUCUUUGAAUUGCAUACAGAUAGGUGAUAAAAGCUACUUAGAUUUAGAUAUAAAUAUAAGAUGUUUCGAUCCUAAAUAUCACAAACCUUUUAUAUUUUACUUUAGUCUACCAUUAUUAGUUCUUUGGGUGAUAAUAAUUCCUCUGUUUCUUUUUAUUAAAAUAAAAUAAGGAAAGUUAAAAAAAUGGUCAAUAUUUAUUGAAAUAAAAUAUUCAUUUAUAUUUGCAGGAUACAAAGAAAAAUUAUAUUAUUGGGAGUUUGGUAAAUUAGUAUAUAAAUCAUUGCUUAUUAUAAUUUCAAUAUUGAUGCAAUAGAACGAAGUACUUAAGAUAUGCUUGAUGAAUGUUGCUCUUUUAUUUAAAAUAUUUGUAAUAUUCAAAUUCAAACCAUAUAUUAGCAAAAACUUUAAUAGUAUCUUGUAGAAAUCUGCUAUAAUAUGUGCUUUAUCAUUAAAUUUAACUUCAGUAAUUUAAAAUGUAUCAAAUCCAUACUAAUAAGCCAUAUUAUGUAUAUUUCUAAUUUCUCUUAAUUUGAAAUACAUUCUAUAAUUAGCUUUUGGUAUAAGCUCAAGAACUAUCUCAAGUGAUUAAUUAAAAAGGAACAAAAUAGAAAAUUGUUUAAUUUAUUUUAAGUAGAAAUAUCCAUCUUUGUUUGAAAAUAUUCAAAUAGAAAAUAAAAAUAAAAUUAAAUCGUUAAUAAAAUUAAAAAUUGUUAAAAGUAAAGUCAAAAUGUUAGUUGAAUAUUUUAAAAAUCAUAAUUUUUAUGGCAUAGAAUCAGUACAAUAACAUUUUAAUUUACGAACUUAAAUUGCAUCUUCUAAAUCAACAUAAAAGAUAGUAACAAAUAGAUUUAUUUUAAAUAGUAAAUAAGAAAGUCCUACCUUGUAUAGGAAGUAAAAUUCUUUUAAAAACAUGAGAGAUAAAUGGGAUUACUAUACAAGAAGAACUAAAGAUAGCCCUUUAAAUACUAAUCGGUUUAUUAAUGAAGAUAAAACAUAAGACUAUAUUAAAGAAACAUCAAUAAUGGAAAUAGGAAAUUUAUAAACUAAUAGUGAUGAUCAAGGAAAACAACUAAUUUCUAAUAUUGAAUUGAAUAAAAAAUAUUAAGAAAUGCUUACUUUAGAUAGUUGA